AUUCGUUAAUGAUUGAAAAAAAAAUUAAGGUGAAUUUUCUUUAUAUAAAGUUAUCUUUGUGUCAGUUAAAAUGAAGUUCAAACACUGAAGACAGUAGCCUUAGCCAGUUUUCCAUGUCUCUUGUUCAUAGAGUUGAAGAAACAGGAAAUCAUUGUACAGUUAGAGAAAAGACAUGAAAAGACAUGAGACAUAAAGGGUGCUAAACAUGUUGCUGUUAGAAGAAGAACGGCUUCUUCACUCUACUUUCUGGUACAAGUAACUGGUUUUGCAAGUUGAAACUCAAAAAAUUUUGGUUGUGAUUGAAAAGAUAAACUAGAUGCAAGAUGGAAUUUUCUGACUAUACCCAAAUUUUGUUCAAUAGGAUCAAGAAAAUUGAACCUGAAAAUGUCUCAAAGAUUAUAGGGUAUCUUCUUUUGCAAGAUCAUGGUGACCAAGAAAUUGUUCAGUUGGCUAUGUGUCCUGAUAUGGUUAUUCAGGAAGUAGUUUACAAAGCCAAGGUUGAACUGCAACAGCUAGCGCUUAAAUCUGGAUCACCUCCUAUAUCGCCUUCGAUGAACUCGGCCCCUGGUUCUGAAUUGCCCUCACAGUUCGCUUCUUUUUCACCACCUGUCUCCUCCAGGCCUUUCUUGUCUCCCAGAAGCCUCCAGGUCACAUCUCCCUACUGGGAGCAACAACUAGCUGCCAAGCAUAACUCCGAUUUUAUGCCUUCGGGUUACUUGGAUUCUGUAUCUGAUCUGCAGACUCAAACUCAGUUCUUGAGCCUGGAGGACCAAAUGGAGUCUGUGAACUUGGGAAAUGGUGGAUUUUCAAAUGAUUAUUGUUACUCAGAUGCUGCAUUGGGUAAUCUUGGUGUAAGAGCAGGACGUCGACAUCAGAACCUGCCUGACUUUCCAGUUAAGACUUGUCAUUAUUUCAACAAAGGGUACUGUAAGCAUGGAAGUAAUUGUAGGUACUUCCAUGGUCAAGUCUCGGAUACCUUCCCUCAAAUGUUUGGCCACAAUUCAAUGGAUGCUGUUAAUGAAGAUCCUGUUAUGUCACUUGAGAAGUUAGAGCUGGAAUUAGUAGAGCUCUUGAAAACAAGGAGAGGGGAGCCCGUUUCAAUUGCAUCUCUCCCUUUGUUAUACUAUGAGAAAUAUGGUAAAGUUCUGCAGGCAGAUGGUUAUCUCACUGAGAGUCAGAGGCAUGGCAAAGCAGGCUACAGUUUAACAAAGCUUCUCGCUAGAUUGAAAAAUAGUAUUCGAGUAAUUGACAGACCUCACGGACAGCAUUCAGUCAUUUUGGCUGAAGAUGCCCACAAGUACAUGGAAAAUCGAAAUGAUAGAAAUGAUCCUGGUCCAAUUGUCAGUGGAUCACGUCAGAUAUAUCUUACAUUCCCAGCUGAGAGUACCUUUAGUGAAGACGAUGUGUCCAACUAUUUCAGCAAUUAUGGACAAGUUGAAGAUGUAAGGAUCCCCUGCCAACAGAAACGGAUGUUUGGGUUCGUAACCUUUGUCAGUGCAGAUACGGUGAAGAUGAUUUUGGCAAAAGGAAAUCCACAUUAUGUAUGUGGGGCUCGAGUUCUUGUGAAACCUUACAGGGAAAAAUCAAAGCUGGUUGACAGGAAGUACCAGGACAGAAUUGAGUCUCCAAUGUAUUAUUCUCCACACUAUAUAGAGAUGGAAUCUGAGCUUCACUCAAUUCCAAGGGGUUAUGCAACGUCUAGGUUGUUCAGGAAGCAGUUUAUAGAAGAUCCAGAACAAAUCUUUCAACUCGAGAGGAGGCGCCCUACGGAGAUGCAUUUGGCACAGAAGCCUCUGUCCCAUCAGUCCUUCUUUGGCUACAACAUGGAUGGGUUAAAAGUCCCAGAAGAUCAACUCAAUUUCCCCUCAACUGAAUUCAAUUAUCUGUUGGAAGCUCUCAACACCAGCACUGCAUCUGAUGAAAAAAUCAAGCAUAUAGAGACUAAAAACAAUGACCAGGACAGUGAAGGACUUAAUCUGCCAGAUAGCCCAUUUGCUUCUGCUAUAGCUAGCGGCAUUUCUACAGUCAUUUAGGCCGAGCAAAUACACAGAAUAGAGUUACUUAAAGUACCAGUUCGAUGCUGACGUCUCCAAAUACAUAAACAAGCUCUUUUUCAUUUUCCCUUGUUCGUUUUUUCAAGUCUCCUGCAAGUACAUACUACCCUAAGAAAUCCUGAUGGAAGGAUCUCCCCUCUGUUACUUGAUUUGAAGCCAAAAAACAAGACGAUAUGAUACAUAGAAGUAUAUAUAAGGUUCUACACUUUUUUGAUGUUAAUCACAGGAAGAAGGCAAGAGGUAUGGAUCUUUAGAAGAGGAUGUAAUAUAGGUCUUUUUAGGUGAACAAAGAAAUAGAACAGUGUUCAGAGAAUUUCAAAUCACUGUAACACUGAGCAAUAGAUUGAAAUAACGUUAACCAAAGUUAGAACUUGACAAUCUAUACUAAGUGUGUCUCUAGUUUCAUCCUGUUUCAUUUUAUACAUACAUCAUUUUCGUCUCUCAUUCUCUUCUAUGCAGCAUCUGCAGUAAAAAUCCGGCAUUUUAUCAUCAGAUCAUGUACUGAUGGCACACAGGACUUAAUAUUUCAGUUUGCAUGGUGUUAUU
This is a messenger RNA of Durio zibethinus, 2600 nucleotides long. Its product is annotated as zinc finger CCCH domain-containing protein 18-like. NCBI's taxonomy places the organism in Eukaryota, Viridiplantae, Streptophyta, Magnoliopsida, Malvales, Malvaceae. Gene Ontology annotation, molecular function: RNA binding; metal ion binding. The record is from RefSeq and is a predicted model, not a curated record.